Babesia ovata is the source of this 900-nucleotide messenger RNA. RefSeq lists its product as uncharacterized. The record is from RefSeq and is a predicted model, not a curated record. The transcript has 7 exons. Lineage: Eukaryota; Apicomplexa; Aconoidasida; Piroplasmida; Babesiidae. Bases 1 to 900 code for a protein of 299 amino acids.
AUGAACACCUACGAGCUGGUAUUCGAAAUACAGGGAAAGGGGUACCAGGAGAUGCGGGUGUCGGACGGCGUUGUGGUCAUGCUCAGCCAGCCCAGGCACAACUUCAUCCCUCUCAGCCUGUACGACAUAGAGGACGGCAAAUUACUGGCAACCCGUGAAAUCGAGAUUGUGCAGCACCGUGAACUUCAGUUUCUUGAGUUGCUCGUGACGCAACUGCUGAUAAAGCAGCAGGGAGGGCCUAUUCGUGCGUACGACAUACUGCGGGGAGAAGGGUUCACGGUAAACGACACGAACCACUUCCGUCCCAGCGGCUUCGUGUUUUACGAUACGAAUUCUUCUAUGGGAUCAUACGAACCCGCAGUAUUUCCGAGGCACAAACUUGCAUACCGACCACGGAGAUUCUUCACCAUAUCGCGAACCUGCAUAGAGUUUUGGGAGCUCACGAGAUACAGCCUCCGACGAACGCGGCAGCUAUUUAUACAAGGCAUGGAUAACCCCGAUAUAUGCUGCCACUCACUCUGGGCCAACCUGCUGUUCGUUCGCGCCCACCAGGAGCAGCCCUUCGAUGACAAAGGGGCGGAUGAACCUCUGAUGGAGCGCUUUAGACAGUCCACCAUCUACUUUAAGAAACCCUUGCUCAGAAACAGAAGCGACCGAGUCCACACGCCCACGAAGCCGGGACCGGGCUGCUGCGAGGUGGACAUCUUCGCCGCUGAUGUCGAUUUCUAUACGAAACAUAGUGUCCUCCUAUUCUCUCUAGAUGGGUCGACAUAUUUCGGAAAAAUAGAUCGUGAGGUCUGCGGCGCUCACCUUAGGUCCCUCGCCAUAUCGCAGGACCUCUCUUCCUGUACAGCAGACGUUGCUGCCGGGCAGAAACAAGCCCAUGUAGCAAAGGCAUGA